This is a messenger RNA of Acanthosepion pharaonis, 585 nucleotides long. Lineage: Eukaryota; Metazoa; Mollusca; Cephalopoda; Sepiida; Sepiidae. The record is from the annotation of a GenBank genome assembly.
AUGUCUUUCUUCUUUCUUAUUCUUUCUCUAUUUUUGUUAUUAUUUCUUAUAAAUUUCUUUCACAACAUUCAUUUGUCUCUUUCUCUCUCUCACCCUCUCUCUCUCUUUCUCUCACCCUCUUUCUCUAUCUCUUUCUAUCUCGCUCUCUUUCUCAUUUUCUCAUCCUCUCUUGUUCCUCAUUCUCUCAUCGUCUCAAUGUCUUUCUUCUUUCUCAUUCUUUCUCUGUUUUUGUUAAUUCUUGUAAAUUUCCUUCUCAAUCUUCAUCUGCCGUCUGUCUCUUUUUCUCCCUCUUUCUCUCUCUCUCUCUCUCUCUCACACACACACACACACACACACACACUGUCGUCUUUCUCUCAUCCUUUUGACAUCUUUCCCUGUUUCUUGUUAUGUCUUGAAAAUUUCACUCACCCUUUUUUUUCAUCUCCAAUCUCUCUUUCUCUAUCAGUCAUUGGUCUUUUCUUCCUCCUCUCUUUCUCUAUCAGUCAUUGCCCUUUUCUUUCUUCUCUCUUUCUCUAUCGGUCAUUGUUCGCUGCAGUCUCUAUCGUUGCUUUCUCUUCUACAAGUGCUUGUAGCUUUCAGUUUUGA